UAUAUGGUGGCAAAAGUUCUAACCCCAGGUGUCGGAUCUCCACUGUAUUAAAGAUUCGGGGCAGAGGUUUUGAGGUUUGGCAGAUUAUAGCGGAUUGGGAGCAGAAACAGUUUUCAAUAAAGAAAACAGUGUCACCACCACCGAUAGGAGCAGACAAGACAGCCCCUUUGAAGAGAAAGCAAGAAAGAUGAAGCAGGAGGAGGAGGAAUUAAUCCACAACACCACAUCUUCUUCAGAGGACUCCAAUCCAUGCCCCAUCUGCCUCGGACCCAUUGUUCAAGAUUCCUAUCUUGAUAAAUGUCUUCAUAAAUUCUGUUACAAUUGCAUUGUACAUUGGACAAAAGUGGUCACCAGCAAGCACUCAUACAAGCUUUCUUCUGUAAAAUGUCCUCUCUGCAAGAUGGAGAACUUUUCUGUAAUACAUGGAUUUGAUGGAAGCUCUUUUCAACAUUAUUACAUAAAUCAGAAUUUUGAAAAUGGUGGCUUUAUCUUAACAAAAGCUCACAAGUACAGAUUACAGUGCUAUUAUACUGAGCCAGGUUUCGUAGGUGACAUAUUCAAAGUAUCACGGUAUUGGAAGUCAUUCAAAUAUCUUCAGCCAAACUGUUGGCUUCAAAGUUGGUUGAAAAGGGAAAUUCAAGCCUUGAUACAGGAGGAAGAUGUUGAGGUUAUCAUGCACCACAUACUUGGUGUGAUUAAUUCAUUCAUGAGAAGGAAUGAUCAAUAUUCUCGAUCAAGAACACCUGAAGCAAAAGAAGAAGAGUUUCAAGCAUUAAUAUCUGAUGCAGCGAGGCCUUUUCUAGCAGCAAGAACUGAGAGGUUUGUGAAUGAGAUGGAAUUAUUUCUUGCUUCAGGUUUGAAUAUUGAAGCCUAUGAUGCCGUUUACAAGCAACGCCUCGGAUGGAGUGCACCUGGAGUAACUAGUGAGACUACUGGAGGACUUAGUGAACAGAGACCUAUAAUCCCAUACUUGUAUAUCUUUGAUGAGGACUCCGAUGGAACUGAUUAAAAGUUUGAAUUGCUUCUGCGAAAUUAUGAGCUUGGGAAGGAAAUUGGCGAAUAUAGACAUUACUAGUUGAGCUUUAAAUAGAUAGGCAAAUUUGGAUGAUUGUUUUCUCUAUCAAAAAAUUGACGAUAUAGCAACUUAUACUAAAGUUCCAACUUUCCCUUGAAACAAUGUAAGUUGUAAAUGAUAAGAAGAAAUUUUGUCAAUAAUCAAAGUUAGUUAAAUUAAGUUAUAGUUGCAUAUACGGUAGGAUGUAUAUGAAGUAUUUGGGUUUUGAAUA
Ziziphus jujuba (common jujube) is the source of this 1286-nucleotide messenger RNA. RefSeq lists its product as uncharacterized. The coding region runs from base 188 to 1009 and encodes 273 amino acids. Lineage: Eukaryota; Viridiplantae; Streptophyta; Magnoliopsida; Rosales; Rhamnaceae. Gene Ontology annotation, molecular function: metal ion binding. The record is from RefSeq and is a predicted model, not a curated record. The transcript has 8 exons.